CGAAACAAAUGACUGUGAAUGAAAAGCCCUAUUGGACUUUGAUUGUGAUUUUUGAUCUAUAAACAAACUAAAGUACCUACUUGAACUUGGGUUUGUUGGAGUUUGGAAUGGAAAGAAUGAAUAAUGAAUACAAAUUGAAUCAACCUUAGAAUCAACAAGUUACAAGUUUACUGUUUCAUUUUUGUGUUUACCGCCAGUGUUUAAAAAUCUCAUAUACCGCUAUGCAUGGAGUGUUGACCAAAUCAUCAACUUUAAUUAACCUUAUAGGUACCUCUAAAAUGUCUUCACUGGCUUUUAAAACAUUAGCUGUAAGUGUACCCAAAGAAUUUGUAUACCAUGUUAAGUUAAAUAGGCCAGAGAAGAGAAAUGCAUUUAAUCAUCAAAUGUGGCUAGACAUCAAAGACUGUUUUAAAAAAAUAAGUGAUGAUGAAAAUUGCAGGACUGUUGUUCUGUCUGGAGAAGGAAAAUUGUUUACUGCUGGGAUUGAUUUAAGUAGUUUUAUGGAACAGGGAGCUGAAGCUGGACUACACGAGGAUCCAGUUCGCAAAGCCAAAGUACUCUUCAAGAUCAUACAGCUGUAUCAAGAAAGUAUGAGUUCUUUAGAACUGUGCAAGAAACCUGUAUUAGCGGCUAUUCAUUCUGCCUGUAUAGGAGCUGGUGUAGACUUAAUUACUGCAGCUGAUAUUCGGUAUUGCACAAAAGAUGCAUAUUUUCAAGUUAAGGAAGUCGAAGUGGGUUUGGCAGCUGACGUUGGUUCUCUCCAAAGAUUACCGAAAGUAAUUGGCUCUGAUAGUUUAACAAGAGAACUAUGCUAUACAGCAAGAAAAAUGCAUGCUGAUGAAGCUCUUACUUGUGGCUUAGUUUCCAGAGUAUUCGGUAAUCAAGGAGAAUUAAUACAAGGUGCUAUUGACGUAGCUGAAGAUAUUGCAAAGAAGAGCCCAGUUGCUGUGCAAGCAACAAAACAGAGUUUGAUAUUUUCUAGGGAUCACAGUGUACAAGAAGGUCUUGAUCAUAUAAAAUUCCUCAAUCAAUUAAAUCUCCAAAGCGAGGACAUCGUCAAAGCAGCUACUGCUCAGUUAACAAAAGAUCCUAAUGUAGUGUUUUCCAAACUAUAAUUGAAGGAAACAAACUGCCUAAUCAAAGUCCGAAGAGAUGCUGGUCAAAGAAAAAUACAAUAAUUAUAUAUGUAUAAUAUUUUAAUAAGAUUUGUAUGAAAAAUAUAUAAAAUAAUUGUAACCAAG
This is a messenger RNA of Diabrotica virgifera virgifera (western corn rootworm), 1241 nucleotides long. RefSeq names its product delta(3,5)-Delta(2,4)-dienoyl-CoA isomerase, mitochondrial. Gene Ontology annotation, molecular function: delta(3,5)-delta(2,4)-dienoyl-CoA isomerase activity. The transcript has 7 exons. The coding region runs from base 222 to 1115 and encodes 297 amino acids. Gene Ontology annotation, cellular component: mitochondrion. The record is from RefSeq and is a predicted model, not a curated record. NCBI's taxonomy places the organism in Eukaryota, Metazoa, Arthropoda, Insecta, Coleoptera, Chrysomelidae.